Molecule: messenger RNA, 4382 nt
Organism: Oncorhynchus masou masou (cherry salmon)
Lineage: Eukaryota; Metazoa; Chordata; Actinopteri; Salmoniformes; Salmonidae
Product: armadillo repeat-containing protein 1-like
Exons: 7
Coding region: 341-1165 (274 amino acids)
Molecular function (GO): metal ion binding
Source: RefSeq, a predicted model, not a curated record
CACUUGCUAAACUUGGAAACCACAGGAUUUGGUCUAUCUUGGGUUAGUUAUUAACAUCUUCGGCCCUACUGCCUGACAGAAAAAAACGCUCUGAUUGGCUCUUCGUCUUGACAGUCACAACGGAACUGUCCAAUCAGCUGUCUUCACACAGAGGCCGUGAUGAAUCGUAAAAUGUAUGCGAUAGCGAGCUAACGUUAGCUAUUUGACGAAAUUGUAUGACCGAAACAGCUUUAUUUUUUGCCUAAUCGCUGUCAUUGUAAAGUCAAAAUAACGGGAGAUCAAUUGGAGAAAAGUGUAAAGAGGCUGAUUUGAUGUGCACGGCACUGGGAGAGGAGGCACCAUGAGUAGGGAGCUGGAUGCGCUGACUGUGGUGAACCAGCUACGAGAUCUUGCAGCUGACCCUCUCAACAGACGAGCCAUAGUACAGGACAACGGCUGCUUACCGGGGCUCAUCCUCUUUCUGGACCACCCCAACCCUCAGGUCGUCUACUCAGCAUUAUUGGCAGUGCGCUACCUGGCAGAAUGUCGGACCAACAGAGAGAAGAUGAAGGGAGAGCUGGGCAUGAUGCUGAGUCUGCAGAAUGUCAUGCAGAAGGGCAGUUCCCCAGGGGAGACCAAGCUGCUGGCGUCUGAAAUCUAUGAGAUUCUGCAGGCAGCUGGUAAUGAGGCAGAGCAGUCUGAGGCUACCUCCUGCAGACGCAAGGCCCACUUCUUCCUGGGCUCCACCAACAAGAAGGCCAAGACUGUGGUGCUGCACAUCGACGGCCUGGAUGACUCGACUCGUAGAAGUCUGUGUGAGGAGGCCCUGUUGAAGAUCCGGGGGGUGAUCAGCUUCACCUUCCAGAUGGCUGUGAAGAGAUGUGUGGUCAGGAUCCGCUCUGACAUCAAGGCUGAGGCACUGGGCACAGCGAUCAACUCCACCAAGGUGAUGAAGGCUGCACAGGUGGUGAAGGGAGAGGAUGGAGGAGAGCUGAUGCUUCCAUUCCAGGAGGGUGCAGAGGAGGCGGUGGUGGAGCACAACGAGGACAUCCCAGACUACCUCCCUGAGGAGGAAAGCCCGUCUCAGGAGCAGGACAAGGCCGUGACGCGCGUUGGCUCCAUCACAGAUGGCGUGGGCUGGCUCAGCACAGCCGCCAACUUCCUGUCCCGCUCCUUCUACUGGUGACCACUUCCUGUGUCCGUCACAAUCCCAAUCCCAAGCCCACUAACCACCACCCGACGGUCACCUUAGCCCCGCCUAUUUCAUCCAGCCCUUCUACACUGCUCUCUAGUCCCUCUCAACAGCCACACAGAGUACCACUCUGCUCAGUGUACAAGGAGCGCUGGACUGCCAAGUGCAACCUGCAAUAACCUUUACUUGUUUCUAAAACAAAAUGAGCUAAGAAAAUGCUAGCUACUGUACCGCAGGCUGAACUCGCUGCACACUAAAUACACUCAAUCUCUACUCGUUAUGCGUCUCAUAAGCCAUAGACAGAGGACUUCAGAAUCAGCUUACAUCUCUUUUCCUUUAGGGAAGUAGUUUUCUCUGACGCCCGAUGGGUCCAUCAUCUCUUUGAAACCAAAUUGCAUUGUGGGAAUGUGCUGCAUCGUCUUCUGAGUUUGAGCGAUGGCAUUGAAUGAUGCUGCGCUUGUGGAAAUUGGAGUGUUUUUGUGCUUAUCUGUUGCUUCUUUUCCUCAUCUUUGUUUUGAUAAGAUUUUUUCACCCUUUUUCUGUUUGCCAAUUUAGUAAUCCCUAAUUCACUUUUCGUUCCCCUGCGGUGAGGGGCUUUUGUUUGUGCCAAUCUUGCUCGCUGCCUUGUUUUCAUCAUGCUUACGUCUCUAUCCUUCGUUAGGUGCCUUUUGGACUCUUCACUGCCAUGUACUGCUAUUUAUUUGUCCAGUUUUACUUCACUCGAAACCUCUGAAGCCUUGUGAAUAAUGCAAACUGUGUUCUCUGCGUUGGGAGCUAUUUCCCACUAUUUCCCACUGCUCAUGUCUCUCACAGAGAGAUGUCAUAUUAUUAGCGAGACAAAGAGACCCCGGUGAAGGACGGCUGAUGACAGGACAUUAGCUGCUCCAUAGAGGACGGAGGCAGAAAGAAAAGGGAAAUGAUGCCUACUGUUCUACUGUAGGAAGUCGACAUUAGUACACAUGACUUCUCGUUAAAUCCUCCUGGGACUUGGGAGUCUCUUGGUUGUACAGUAGAGGUGAGCCUUCAGACGGAUCAUUGCUUAUGUUGAAGUUGUGAUGCGUUGACUCGCAUCAAGUUGACUUCUUUAGCCUUUUCCCCUUCAUCAGUGUUUUCAUGUGGGAUUAUCAUAUGGGCAUCUGUCGUCUGAAAGAUCUGAGUAGACAACCGGUCCUAAAUCGGUGUGAUGGAGACCUCAGGGCUUGAUAGCCACCUGCUAAAUGUGUGUCCCUCACCCUGAAGCCCAUCAACAUGUUCACUAUAGUGGCCCAGCCACUACAUGUGUUUGUUUUUACCCCCUUUAGCCAGCAGUGUCCUUAAAAUGACAUACACAUACGGACACACCAUUGCUGCUGUCAGAAGGACACGAGAGGUGUAAGCAGCAUCACUGGUCUGGAUAUGUACAUUUCAAAUCAAAUUUUGGUCACAUUAAUACAUGUUUAGCAGAUGUUAGUGCGAGCGUAGUGAGCGUAGCUUGUGUUUCUAGCUCCAACAGUGCAGUUGUAUCUAACAAUUCACAACAACACACACAUCUAAAAGUAAAAGAAUGGAAUUAAGAAAUGUGUAAAUAUUCAGACAAGCAAUGUUGGAGUGGCAUUGACUGAAACACAGAGUAGAAUACAGUAUAUACAUAUGAAAUUAGUUAAACAGUAUUUAAACAUUUAUUAAAGUGACUAGUGCUCCAUUAUUAAAGUGACCAGUUAGUCAAUGUAUAUAGGGCAGCAGCCUCUAAGGUGCAAGGUUGAGUAACCGGGUGGUAGCCAGCUAGUGAUGGCUAUUUAACAGUCUGAUGGCCUUGAGAUAGAAGCUGUUUUUCAGUCUCUCGGUCCAAGCUUUGAUGCACCUGUACUGACCUCACCCUCUGGAUGAUAGCAGGGUGAACAGGCAGUGGCUCGGGUGGUUGUUGUCCUUGAUGAUCUUUUUGGCCUUCCUGUGACAUCGGGUGCUGUAGGUGUCCUGGAGGGCAGGCAGUGUUCCCCCAUUCAUGUGUUGGGCAGACUGCACCACCCUCUGGUAAAUGGUGCCUGGUUUCCUAUUAAUCAUCAUGUUCAUCUCAGUCCUUAUUUCAGGAAGAAAUCACGUUUUUUUCAACAGUUAUUCUUUGUCUCCAUUUUACUUUGUGUUGGAAAGAUGAAACACAUUUAAAAUGUAAAUAUUGCCCUUUUUGAAGAGGUUUUGACUGAAACAUUGAAGUUCGAUAUUAGGUUUGUGCAUAGAUUCCUCUUUGGAUUGACUUUUUAUUCCUUUUAUUCCUUUUGAGGAACCCUUUCACACCUGUCAUCCUUUUCCAGGUGAAUUAUGGUCUCACUGUGUAAAGGAAGUGCUGACCAGACAAUAGUUAUGCUUCUGGAGGCCAAACUCACAGCUCACACAGCUAGUAGGAUGGAUUGAUUUACUGCAGUGGGCUAAAUCAGGGUCACCGUGUUUCUUGGUAGUCUUAAACAGAUCUACUUUGAAAAGUCUACACCUCACACACAUGGUAAUGGGCUUAAAAAAAGGAGACACCAUUACCAUGUCAGAUAUAGUUGAAAUGUAUUACAUUUUGAGUUUUCAUGCUAAUAUUACACUUUUAUAUACGUCACAGAAGACUGAAAUAUAAUGAUGACAUUCCACCCAUAAGGCCACUGGGGGGCGAUUUGGUUGUUUUACUGCAAGAAAGGCCUACAAUAACCUCAGCAUUGAUCUAAUAGCGUAUAUCCACUACAGUGAGUUUAUUCUCUAUCUGCAUCCCACAGAAGCAGUGCUUACGAACGACAAGUCAAUGAAGUCAUCACUUCUAUUUAAUCCUUUGUCUUCCUUUUUUUGUUCAACAUGAACAGCAUCAGUCAUUACUUAAGUUGCAACAUGUAAAGUACAUUUUAUUAUAAGUUGCACUAGUACUGUAUAUCAAAUACUUGGAAAAGUUUUUUUUGUCUCUGUUUAAAUCUCUUAUGUCAAAUCAAAUGUUAAUUUGUGCCGAAUACAACAGGUGUAGACUUUACCAUGAAAUGCUUACCCCUUAACCAACAAUGCAGAGUUAAAUAAGGAAAUAAACACAUGAAAUACACCCUAUCGUUUAAUAGUCACUCCAUCAGGAUGGCUGACAGAAUCAUGUAGCAAGUCCUCAGAAUAGCAGACACUUCUUGUGCUGUCUAAUGUAUUUCAGAUCUGAAAAUGGUUGAUUCCCAAUUUACGAUAAAGGCAAAGAAUAUUAAAAAUAACUUUAAAAUGUAAA